CUCAGCUACAAUCAACACAACCCCCUCCAGAAGAAAUGGGAGGGGCCCACGAGGCUGCAGGCAGCUAACACACACACUCACACAAACACACAGCACAGAUAUCUAGCUGGAAGGUCCACUGAGAGAUAACGCAUUUAACGUUCUUCUCAGGAUGUCUGAAUCUUCAGCAGCAAGUCUCCCUCUGUGAGGUUAUUAGUCUCCAUCAUUACUAUCAUAUAACCCACUGCAUUUACCCAUAAGCCCAAGCAGUGGCUGAGUCGCCGCUAACUGUCAUCGGUGCUGUCACACCAGGCGGCCACCAAUCGUCACCGGUCUAUCUGCGGCGAUUUGAGCAGCUUGCCGGCUGCAGCUAUGGUGCACAUGUCCCCUGCCCUGAUCACACUGACGGUGCUCUGGGCCGGCACACUAAGCCUGGCCUGCUUCUGUGACCAUUACCCAUGGACUGUGUGGACCGCCUGCUCCAGAACCUGUAACUACGGGACCCAGGAACGGCACAGGGCAGUUCGCUAUGAUGAUUAUUACUGGAAGAAUAAGUGUGAUGAGCUGUGUGUGAAGCAGGAAAGCCGAUCCUGUAACAUAGAGGCCUGUGCGGUCCACUGCCAGCUGGGUCAGUACGGGCCCUGGUCCGUGUGUUCACCCUGUGUCAGGAAACAGUUCAGGACACGUGAGCUGGUGCAGCCAGCGCAGUUUGGCGGAGUGGCCUGCAGUGACCCCAUGGUGGAAGAGAGGGUGUGUCACCCCAGCACAGAGUGUCUGAUAGAGCAAGUCGACUGCGGGGAGAAGCUCACCUGUGACAACGGGCGCUGUAUUGACCCUAAGCUCAGGUGUAACUCUCAGAAUGACUGCGGAGAUAACUCUGACGAGAGGCACUGUGUCAGAACCGUGAAGGUGUGCAACCGCGUUUACGAGAACCUCCCAGGUGCUGAGCUUAUGGCGAGUGGGUAUGAUGCCAUGGCAGAUGAAAUGAGGGCAGCUGUUCUAGACAACUCAUUCUUUGGGGACAAGUGUGUCACCAACAGGAGCAAGGAAGACAGGAAGAGGUACCGCAUGCCUGCAAACAUCGAGAGUGUGCAGCUGAAGGUGGAGCAUGUGGAAGACUUCAAAACUGACAUGGAGCCAGCCCAGAGCGAGCCUGUGGAGCUAUCGUCACAGGAGUCGUCGCUCAGCCAGGAUGCUCCACAACACUGGGGCAGCUCCAUCUAUAUUCCUCUGCUGUUCUCCAGCCGCCACAGCUGGAGCUCACAAGGGUCGUCCUCCUUCAGGAAAGCUGUGAAGGCCUCACAGCAAAAGGACUCCAAAUUCAUCAGAAUUCAUCAGGUAGUACGUGUCUCCACCUUCAGGACUAAACCAUCAGAUCUUUACCUGUCUGAGCCCUUCCUGAGGGUCCUCAACAGCCUGCCACUGGACUACAACUACGCCCUCUACAGGCAGGUUUUCCAGCUUUUUGGUACUCACUACUUCAGCUCUGGAUCACUGGGAGGCCAGUAUGACUUGCUGUACCAGUACGACCGGGAGGAGUUGAAAAAUUCUGGCCUCACAGAAACUGAAUCCAGUGGCUGUGUCCAGUCUGAAUCUGCAAGGCACUUUUUCAUUUUCUUCUCCGUCUCAAGUUCCAACAACAAAUGCUACACGAACAAGAUGUCUGAGAAAUAUGAAGGUUCAUUCCUGAAGGCAUCAGAGAAGUCAAUCUCCAAGGUACGAGGGGGCAGGGCUGAAUAUGCUGCUUCUCUGGCCAUGGAGAGGAAGGGUGUCCUUCCAGACAGCAAUACGUACAGGAACUGGGUAAACUCCACCAUAGACAACCCGAGCGUGGUGGAGUAUGAGCUCCUGCCUGUUCUGGAUCUGGUGCGUGGGCUCCCAUGUGCCGUGACGAAGCGCAGGCACCUGCGGAGGGCGCUGCAGGAGUACCUGGAAGAGUUCGACUCCUGCAAGUGUGCCCCCUGCCCCAACAAUGCCCGAUCUGUGCUGUCAGGCACAGAGUGUCUGUGUGUUUGCCAGAGCGGCACCUAUGGACCCAACUGUGAACAACGGGCACGAGACUACACCUCCGAGGUGCUGGAUGGCCGCUGGAGUUGCUGGGGGCCGUGGAGUCCCUGUGACUCGUCCAUGAAGAGGCGUCGAGUCCGACAGUGUGACAACCCUGCGCCGAUGAGGGGGGGGCUCAUGUGUACAGGGGGGAGCCAGCAGGAAGAAGGCUGCUUCAUCUCCAUUUUCCAGCAGCAAGACGUCUGUGUCAGUGAUGAUGAAACAGUGAAAGAAGACCCGGACGCUGAGAUCUCUGUGGGUUCACCUGGGUGUUCCAGACCUAAGGCACCUCCAAACAGCUACCUGAGGAUAAAUAAGAAGCAUUUCAACUUUGGGGAAAUGGAGGAGAUCCUUUGCUUCACUGGCUUUGAGAUGACGGGUUACCAGUAUGUUCGAUGCUUGCCUGAUGGGACGUGGACCAGGCCUGACGGACAAUGCAUAAAGAAGGUGUGUUUAGCUCCAGUGCUGCCAGAGGACAUGACCUUGCACCCAGAGAGAGUGGAGUACCGUGUUGGGGACAUUGUGACGUUGCGCUGCACAGGGUCUGGCAUGAUCACCUCCGCCCAGCGUUACUACACCUGUGGGAAUGACCUGUCCUGGGACCCCCCCUUCCCUAUUGAUCUACACUGUAAAAGCGAGAAGCCUUUUGUGCCUGACAGCAGAUGUGGGAGGGGGGAGAAGCAUGACGGCGUGCAGUGCAUCUGUAUACCCAGGGAGGAGUGCCGACAGUACAUCGAGGAUGUGUGUGUCUUGGAUGCUGAGACGGAUCGUUUUACAAUGAUGUCCAUCUGUGGUUUCUAUGCUGGCCGCUGCCAUGGCGAUCACCUGUUCUUCAUUAAGCUUGGAACAUGUGCGAGUGAUGAGACCCACAGGGAUUGGGCACGCUUCAGAGUGAGGCUGUCCAAUCAGAGCAGGGUCCAGGAGCCCUGUGGGUAUGACACCUGCUAUGAUUGGGAGACCUGCACCGGGUUGUCCUCGCCGACAUGCGAGUGUAAGCUCCCUCGGGACUGCCUCAGGGACGGCACCCGCAGCUUCUGCGUGCAGAUGAUGAAGACGCAGAACAGGAUGGCCCUGUCUGCCUGCUCUGUGGCGGCCUUGAGGUGCUCGGGGAUGCAGUUCAGCAUCCUGCUGGAUACGGACUGCGCUGCGUAGGGCCUGCUGUGCACAGGAGGUGUUAUGAGCAAACAAAACACAAGUGGAAGGCUGGAGAUUUUGGUCACUAUAAUGAAAUGUAUUAGAAGCAGUAGUAUUUCAUGCAAUAAAGAAUACUAAACAAUAAACACUCAGCACCAUAAUAAAAAUAAUAAAAAUCAUUCAGCAUUA
Paramormyrops kingsleyae is the source of this 3348-nucleotide messenger RNA. NCBI's taxonomy places the organism in Eukaryota, Metazoa, Chordata, Actinopteri, Osteoglossiformes, Mormyridae. The record is from RefSeq and is a predicted model, not a curated record.